This is a messenger RNA of Manduca sexta (tobacco hornworm), 549 nucleotides long. RefSeq lists its product as uncharacterized. The record is from RefSeq and is a predicted model, not a curated record. The coding region runs from base 1 to 549 and encodes 182 amino acids. The transcript has 5 exons. Lineage: Eukaryota; Metazoa; Arthropoda; Insecta; Lepidoptera; Sphingidae.
AUGUGGUACUCCUCCAAAUCCGUCCCAUCGUCUGGUAACAAUAUCUUAAGUAAACAGCGCGUUAAACGUCGUUUCGCCGCCAUGUUGCGUGCUUGCUUGCUCGUCUGUUCGCUCGUGUCCGGAACCGAGCUCUCAUUUCAAUAUCAGCCCUAUCGUCGAAGCAAUGAGCCUUGUAAGAUAUGCUAUGGGGAAGACUGCCUGCAGAUGAACCAGGCAAGGUGCGAGUACUACGUGGAAACAGAUGAGAUACUGCAUGAAGAAAAGAUCGAGGAAGUUGAUAAUCAUGAGAUGAGGGAGGAAGUAGAUCGAUUGAUGUACCGGUUUAUGGAGAAAGCAUCUGAUGCCAACACUGAAUGUAUACCACUAGUAUCUCCAAUAUGCGGAUUGCACCCUAAAGAAAACAUAUGUGUCGGUUGCAAGACUUGCAGCUGUGACCUUAGCGGCAGCUGGAACUGCACCACGGUGAGCCGGUGCCGAGCUGACGUCGUCACCGACAUCGACCAUCGCAUGCUAGUCUUCAUCAUUGAGAAUCUUAUGAACGAUAUUUGA